Aspergillus wentii DTO 134E9 is the source of this 1247-nucleotide messenger RNA. RefSeq names its product 3-demethylubiquinone-9 3-methyltransferase. Gene Ontology annotation, biological process: ubiquinone biosynthetic process. Bases 131 to 1117 code for a protein of 328 amino acids. Gene Ontology annotation, molecular function: 2-methoxy-6-polyprenyl-1,4-benzoquinol methyltransferase activity. The transcript is spliced from 2 exons. The record is from RefSeq and is a predicted model, not a curated record. NCBI's taxonomy places the organism in Eukaryota, Fungi, Ascomycota, Eurotiomycetes, Eurotiales, Aspergillaceae.
AGCUUCACAUCGCAGAGUCAACAUUGACAUUAUCUGAUUCGAACCCACAAUUAUACCAAUUGAUCAUGAUAUUCUGAUACUAGACCUCUCAAUCCCAUCCUCAUCAACAUCAACACAUCAACACAGGAAAAUGCUUCGACCCUCCCUCCGACCGUCAACGGUCCAUCGAACCCUCUCCCUCCUCACCUCCUCCCCAACCCGCCUCCAUUCCACCUCCUCCGUCUCCGCAGAUGAGCUCUCCCACUUCUCCGCCCUCGCCAGCAGCUGGUGGGAUCCAAUGGGCCCAUCCCGAGUCCUCCAUCUCAUGAACCCGCUCCGUCACGACUUCAUCGCAUCCUGUCUCGCCGACGCCCCUCCCCUCCGUGACUCCGAGACAAACUCCUCCCCCGCAACCCUCCGCUACCUCGACGUCGGCUGCGGAGGCGGCAUCUUCGCCGAGUCCCUCGCGCGAACCAUCGCCCCAACCCCGUCCAGCUCCGCCGCAACACCCACCCGCGCCGCCUCAAUUAAUGCAAUCGACCCUUCUACCACCCUCAUCCAAAUCGCCCGCGACCACGCCCGCAUCGAUCCAACCGUAAACGCUCACCUCCGCGACGGCAGAUUCAACUACCAAAACCGUACCCUGGAAGACGUAGUCGCCAGCACCACUCCCACGCCCGAAUCGGCGGCAAAAGAAGAAGCAAACUACGACGUCGUCACCCUCUUCGAAGUCCUCGAACACAUUGAUCCGUCUACUUCCUCCCCACUUUCUUUCCUCUCAAACUGUCUCCGUCUCCUCCGUCCGGGGGGCUGGUUAAUCGGCUCGACCAUCUCCCGCUCUUUCCCGUCUUUCCUCGUCAACCAGGUUAUCGCGGAAGCACCUUGGCCGAUUGGUGUCGUCCCGCGCGGAACUCACGAAUGGAGCAAGUUCGUCAACGCAGAUGAGGUCCAGGGUUGGGUGCAGGAGGGUCUGAUGCGUAUCCAGGAUGGCGCUGCUCAAAAGGCCGGCCGUCAGGCGCUGGAAGGCAUGAAGUGGAAGUGUACCGGUGUGAUGUACUUCCCUGGUAUUGGGUGGAAGAUGGUGAAUGGGUCGGAGGAUUGGGGGAAUUAUUUCUGGGCUGUUAGGAGGGGGGUUUAAAUCACUUUACCCGUCUUCUAUAUGUAUUUCUAAUCUUGGGGAGAUGACUACGUUAAUGUAUAUACUGUAGAAAUAGACUGAUACAAUAUCUUCAAAUCGUUUAUUCGUGGUAUCUUUAAGCGUGUGUAUU